Molecule: messenger RNA, 1806 nt
Organism: Soboliphyme baturini
Lineage: Eukaryota; Metazoa; Nematoda; Enoplea; Dioctophymatida; Soboliphymatidae
Source: the annotation of a GenBank genome assembly
AUGGGCGAUUUUACGAAGCUACCGCAUAAAGUGCAGCAGUUCGUUGCCGAAAAAGCGGCUUUGAUGCGACCAUCCAGUAUUUAUAUAUGUGACGGUGGCCCUGCAGAAGGUGAAGAACUUAUCAGUGAUAUGAUUGAGCGCGGUAUGUUGACUCCGUUAGAAAAGAUGACUAACUGGGAUGUGGCUAGGGUGGAAAGCAAAACUUGGAUGUCGACACCGGAUAAGUACGAUACGGUGACGCAUACGCCAGAAGGGAUCACGCCGAUCAUGGGCAACUGGAUGAGUCCAGAGAAGCUCGGCCAGGAGCUUGAUGACCGUUUUCCUGGCUGCAUGGCAGGCCGAACAAUGUACGUCAUUGCAUUCAGCAUGGGACCGAUUGGCAGUAAGUUGUCAAAGAUCGGUAUUGAACUGACGGACAGCAUUUACGUUGUGCUCUGCAUGCGUUUGAUGACUCGUGUGUCGCCAAAAAUUUUUGAAGUACUGGGCGAGAACGACUUCGUGCGUUGCAUCCACUCUCUUGGUGUUCCACGGCCAGUGAAGAGGAAAAUCGUCAACCAGUGGAUCUGCAAUCCAGAAAAGACCAUCAUUGCGCAUCGUCCGACCCAGCGAGAGAUCUGGUCUUUUGGUUCUGGAUACGGUGGCAACAGCUUGUUGGGCAAAAAAUGCUUUGCUCUGCGAAUCGCUUCGAACAUCGCCAGAGAUGAGGGCUGGAUGGCUGAACACAUGUUGAUCACCAGUUUCACGAAUCCUCAGGGAAAAGAGCGGUUUAUCGCCGCCGCUUUUCCGUCCGCAUGCGGCAAGACCAACAUGGCGAUGCUAAACCCUGCUCUAAAAGAAUGGAAAGUGCAGUGCAUAGGGGAUGACAUCGCUUGGAUGCGUUUCCGCGAAGAUGGACAGCUGGUUGGUAUUAAUCCGGAAGCUGGCUUCUUCGGUGUUGCGCCAGGAACAUCGCACAAGACGAACCCUACGGCCAUGGAUACGUGCAUGAAGAAUUCCAUUUUCACGAACGUAGCAACGACAGCUGAUGGUGGUAUAUUUUGGGAGGGUCUAGAAGACGAGUUGCCCGAUAAGAAUGUGCAAAUGAGAAACUGGCUGAACGAACCGUGGAAAAUCGGAAUGCCAGGAAAGGCGGCGCAUCCGAAUUCUCGCUUUACAACUCCGGCUAAUCAGUGUCCGAUCAUGCAUCCGAAAUGGGAAGACACUGCUGGAGUGCCGAUCGACGCGAUAAUUUUCGGUGGUCGCCGUCCGGAAGGUGUACCGUUGGUGUUCGAAACAUUCAACUGGAUACACGGAAUUUUCACUGGUGCUUGCCUGAAAUCCGAAGCAACCGCUGCUGCUGAGCAUGCUGCUGGAAAAGUAAUCAUGCACGAUCCAAUGGCCAUGCGCCCAUUCAUGGGCUAUAAUUUUGGCCGAUACAUGCAGCACUGGAUAAAUCUUGGAAAACCGCCGCACAAGGUGCCAAAAAUAUUCCAUGUCAAUUGGUUCCGAGUUAACAAACAAGGAAAAUACCUGUGGCCCGGGUACGGCGAUAAUAUUCGAGUUGUUGAUUGGAUUCUGCGUCGUUUGGAUAACGAAGAUGUGGCAGUGGAAUCCCCGAUUGGCUUAUUGCCAAAGAAAGGCAGUAUAAACUUGGAAGGUUUGAAUUCGGUGGACUGGGAUGAAUUGUUCUCAGUGCCGAAAUCAUAUUGGGAGGAAGAUGCUAAAGAAGUUAGAAAGUUUUUCGACGAACAAAUCGGCUCGGACUGUCCCGCUGAAAUUCGUGCUGAACUGGAUGCGCAGGAACAGCGUAUCAAAGCAAUGCAUUAA